AACUAUGUGUUAGGCAUAGCCAGGCAGAUUGUAAUCAUGAUUAUCGCGAUAUCAAUGAUAUUGCUCUUUGUUGGGAUCGGAAUUCUGAUCCUGAUUCACAUCUGUAUCGUUGGGAGAGCAUACAGACGAGGAAUUGGAACUACUAACAUAGUAGAGAGAGGCAGCUUAGCUAGCAACAGCAUGUCACAUGAGGAUAUAGAAAAGCUUCCUUCUUAUGCCUUUCAGUCCAAAGAUAAAGGGACAAGUCCAAUUGAAUGUGCAGUUUGUUUGGAUAAUCUCAAAGUAGGUGAAAAGUGCAGAUUGUUGCCUCUUUGCAAUCACAAUUUUCAUGCUGAAUGCAUAGACUUAUGGCUCUUGAAAACAUCCAUUUGUCCAAUAUGCAGAUCUACUGCUGAUUUUCUAAAGGGUGGAUCGAUAUCUGGUGGAGAAAGUAGCCGAUACAGUGAAAGUGGAAGGCAGGAAUUAAACGCGGAAACUGCUGAAUUAGCAAUGAUAUUGGUACCAGAGAGUGACAUUCCCGUCAACAACUUAAGCUUUGAGACGAGAACAAGUCAUACUGGGAGUACAGCCCAAGACAGUGAACAAUUGAGUGGAAUUGGUCCAAUAGAUAUCCAAAUUACUAGUGAAGUUAAUGUGAACAUUAGUGAGAAUUCUUCUGAGUUGAGAUCAAUUACCCAAACUAUAGAAAGUAUAAAUUUGGUUCAUGAAGAAAUACAACAAUCAAGAAACACCCAAACAGCUCAAUUAAGCUAAUUAAUUAGCUUGAUCAGGGUUGACAGUCAUUAUAUAGAAAUGUUGCUUAAUUUGCCAAGAAAAUAUUUCUUGGAA
Solanum stenotomum is the source of this 828-nucleotide messenger RNA. Its product is annotated as RING-H2 finger protein ATL3-like. Lineage: Eukaryota; Viridiplantae; Streptophyta; Magnoliopsida; Solanales; Solanaceae. Bases 37 to 753 code for a protein of 238 amino acids. The transcript has 2 exons. The record is from RefSeq and is a predicted model, not a curated record.